CCCUUGCCACCAGGUGGAGAGACUUCAAGACUUUCUUGACACGGGAGUAUGUAUUUGGAGAGCGACAAAAUGAGACUCCUUGUCUAAAGUACCAGAUCACUGAUGAGGAAUGGAUGCAAUUUCGUGCCACUCGAUUGGACCCUUCGUGGCAGGCUAAAAGAAUAGCUGCCCAAGAACGACAGGCCAAGAAUGAUGCACCCCAUCUAUUGUCAAGAGGGGGAUAUGAAAGAAAAAAAAAGGAAAUGAAGAAGGCUAGGGCAGAGGCAGCAGGGGUUGAGUCUGCUGACCGUGUGGAGUCACCUCCCCGCCAUGAGAUGUGGAUAGCAGCCCGGACAAAAACAGAUGGGCAAAUGACUUCUAAGUCUGCAAGGGUCGUUGCUGAUAAAAUAUUUAAAGAGAAAUUGAAGAAUAUUCGAGAAGAGUUUGAACAGAAGUUUGAACUUUUGGCUCGUUCUCAGCAACAGACUGCAGUUGCUCAUGAUGGUGUUCGAGUUAGCACUAAAGGGAGUUGUGCUGUUCCAGAUCCCUCACCAGAACAGACUCACACUGAUAAGCUAAGGAUGAUCCCAUAUCUAAGCUUCUAA
Cajanus cajan (pigeon pea) is the source of this 584-nucleotide messenger RNA. NCBI's taxonomy places the organism in Eukaryota, Viridiplantae, Streptophyta, Magnoliopsida, Fabales, Fabaceae. The record is from RefSeq and is a predicted model, not a curated record.